AUGGGAAUCUGCCGUUUCAAGUUCGGUCGACGAACGAAGAUUCAGGGACGCUGUGGCUUCAACAUUGUAUCUGAGACGAGGUGUGCCACGCAUGUAAUGCGACUUUGUGAUAACAAGUACAUCAGGGCGGUCAGCUACCAGGAGAGUUCACUGGACCACAUGGGCUCGCCACCAGGACGGAAGGAGACCUUGCUGACCCAUUCGUACAGUUCGAUGACCAACGGAACUGGUGGACAAAGUGGUAGGAGUAAACAGCGGACCGAAGUUGCCAGUAUCUGCCCUGAGACGCCCAGAGAUGUCUCACUGCUUUUCUGUGUCGAUCUACCUUCUGCAUCUCGCUGGUGUAUCCAGGCAUACGUGAGCGGAGAGCUGCGAGUGUGGCUAGUAUGGGCUCAGCCAAAGGCUUGCAAUCGAAAGCUUGAUGAUGGGAAUCGGACGUUUGCGAUCGAGAAGAUGUGGCUCGAACCAGCUCUAACAAUCCUCGGCGCCUACGCACCAACAUCAACUAUAAAGAAGAAGAUUGGAAGUCAUGGACCUGGGAUUGUUCUAGAGAUGCUUCACACUUUCUUCAAUGUUAGCGUCAGCAUUACAGCUCCAGAAUUGGCCCCAGAAGAACGACUGAAGGGCUACACAUUAAUAUUCACGAAAUGGGAUUGA
Molecule: messenger RNA, 657 nt
Organism: Haemonchus placei
Lineage: Eukaryota; Metazoa; Nematoda; Chromadorea; Rhabditida; Trichostrongylidae
Source: the annotation of a GenBank genome assembly